AUGGAGUUUCGGCGCGAGCUUCCUCUGGCUGUAGGGAAGGCCCCUGCCCCCAAAGUGGCUGAGUUUAGAGCUGCAAUGACAGCAGCAGGGGCUCGUCGCUCUUCUCAGGAAGGAAAGAAGCAGCCGCAGCCGAAGCAGCAGCAGAAGCAGCAGCAGCAGCAGCAGGAGGAGGAAGCAGCACACAAUAAAAGGGAGACAGCAGCAGCACAAGGAGACACCGGAGAGGUGGAGCAGGAGCAGCAGUCUGCUGCUGCUGCAGGGGUGAUUUGCUGCCGCUGCGGCGUGGAUGCCCCCGACCUGCUGCUGCUGCAGUGCCAGCACCUGCUGUGCUUGCCUUGUGCUGCAGCACAGCUGCUGCUGCAGUCGCAGCAGAACCCUUUGUCUCCCUACAACUGUCUCCUUUGUCCCUGCUGCAGUAAGGAGACACUCCUCUCGGACAAAGCAACAGCUACCCUCGUCAGGCAGCAGCCUCAUGCACCACGACAUCAAACUAGACAGCAAGCCUCAGCAACAGCAACAGCAGAAGCAGCAGCAGCAGCAGCAGCAGCAGGAGCAGCAGCAGUAGCAGGAGGGUUAAGGGGCCCCAGUGGGGGCAAGGAGGAGGUGCUGCUGCCUGCAGCAGCAGCAGCAGCAGAUGCUGCUGCUGAUACUGAGUGGCAGUUUAUUUGCUGCACUUGCGAGAAACGAAUCUCUGUUGUAUUUUGUAGAGAUUGUGCUGCGAACUUUUGUAAAGAUUGCGCUGUAGAGACGCAUGCACCCAGAGGUGCAGACCCCUCCGUUGUUGCUCGUUUGUCUCAGCAUCGUUUUUCUCCUUUGUCUUCUCGGGGUGUAUGCCCAACUUUACCUCUUUCAAAUGCAGCUCGCUGCAAGUUGAGGGCAAUAGAUCAUUAUAAGAGGCUGGAUGACUGCGAGCCUUUUCUAGAAGUUGCUGCUGCUGCUGCUGCUUCUGCUUCUGCUGGUGCUGCUUCUGGUGCCUCUAAGACAGCAGCAGCACGCGGGGGCCUCACAAAGCAGCAGCAGCAGCAGCGGCAGUCUGGGCGAAGACGCUCUGCUGCUGAGAGCAGCAGCAUUAAGCAGCAGCUGCUGGAGGAGGAGAUAAGUGAAGGAGACAGCUCUCGAGUGUCUCUUGAGGAGGUUGUUAAUACGAGAGUGCCUGUUAAUGCCUUUCCUCGUCUUUGUUCUGUCUCCUCUGUCCCUUGCGACCUGCAUGCAGGUGAAGAGACAGCUACAAGAGAAGCAAAAGGAGACACUUGCGGCUUUCGCGGCUUUCAUUGA
Molecule: messenger RNA, 1275 nt
Organism: Eimeria acervulina
Lineage: Eukaryota; Apicomplexa; Conoidasida; Eucoccidiorida; Eimeriidae
Product: B-box zinc finger protein, putative
Exons: 3
Coding region: 1-1275 (424 amino acids)
Molecular function (GO): zinc ion binding
Source: RefSeq, a predicted model, not a curated record